AUGCAGCAUAACGUCACCAAAGGUCAACUCGACCUACUCUUGUUGCACAAGAAUUUUUACGCUCGUGGCAUGUUUAAUGUUAGGUCGUUCAGAAUCCUUUGUAGUGAGCUCUUAAAGACGCAUGACAAGGCCAUCGACCGCGCAACGCGAGGAAAGCCCAGCGCCAAGAAAAAGUUUCAUACGUCGAUGCAACCACGCAAAGCAGCUACUCAGUCGCGGGGGUGUAUGCUGUGGCAACUUGGUCUUAUCAAGACAACAAUCGGUAAUUAA
Messenger RNA from Plasmopara halstedii, 270 nucleotides. RefSeq lists its product as uncharacterized. Bases 1 to 270 code for a protein of 89 amino acids. Lineage: Eukaryota; Oomycota; Peronosporomycetes; Peronosporales; Peronosporaceae. The record is from RefSeq and is a predicted model, not a curated record. The transcript is spliced from 3 exons.